Molecule: messenger RNA, 1157 nt
Organism: Uloborus diversus
Lineage: Eukaryota; Metazoa; Arthropoda; Arachnida; Araneae; Uloboridae
Product: fatty acid hydroxylase domain-containing protein 2-like
Exons: 6
Coding region: 1-1017 (338 amino acids)
Biological process (GO): sterol biosynthetic process
Molecular function (GO): iron ion binding; C-4 methylsterol oxidase activity
Source: RefSeq, a predicted model, not a curated record
AUGGCUCAAGACGAGCCCGUAUGUUGUACUACUCCCCCGCCUACCGUUGAAGAAAUCCAAAAUUCGAGGCGCAACUUGAUUUCAUCUCUCAAGAGUGCUCUGUUUAUUUUGAGCUCUGCAUUGGUGAUUUUCAUUGCCUUCAGUAAUACUUUGACAUGGCAUCUUCAGCACUUUUGGGGUGCAUCUGGAGACUUUUGGCAGAGCCAGUGGAAUAAAAUACACCGGCUAUUUGGAAGUGAUAAAUAUAUAAUGGGAGUUUGGGGUACAUUUUUAGUGACUUUUCUGGUAUACUGGUGUGUCGGCUUAUGCUACACAGUACUCGACUUAACCGGAAAACCAGCAUUUGCCCUGCGAUACAAAAUUCAAGAUAACACAUCAUACCCUGUGUCUCUGCCCCAGGUUUUGGGAGUAGUGCGUCAAGUUCUAAUCAACCAAAUUCUUGUUGGAAUCCCCUUUGGCAUUUUAGCUUAUUACCUCAUGGUCUGGAGAGGAUACGAUUCUGGCCGAACUUUGCCCACAUUCCAGUGGGUCCUUUUCGAGCUUAUUCUUUGUGUGCUCAUGGAAGAAGCAGGCUUCUAUUAUUCCCACAGACUUCUACACCAUCCACGCAUCUACAAGUAUAUUCACAAGCGACACCAUGAAUGGACCUCGCCUAUUGCAAUCACAGCCGUAUACUGUCAUCCGGUGGAACAUAUUUUCUCGAAUUUAUUGCCACCCCUUCUGGGACCAUUGCUUCUUGGAAGUCAUACUGCAACAUCUUGGCUGUGGUUUGCUAUUGCCAUUUUGUCAACCCUCAAUGCUCACUCUGGUUUUCACUUCCCAUUUUUCCCAUCACCCGAAGCUCAUGAUUUUCAUCACUUGAAAUUCAACCAAAACUUUGGCGUCUUGGGUGUUUUGGACCGCUUGCAUGGCACCGAUUCCAUGUUUCGCAACAGCAAGAUGUAUCAGCGCCAUAUCAUGCUGCUCAGCUUGGUGCCACUAAAGCAGCUUUACCCAGACGAUCCCAAGAAGAAGUAAACUCGUCUGCAGAAUCAAGAUCUUGCGUGUGGAGAUUAUUAUAAAUGUGCCUGAAGUUAAUGCAUAAAUGUGUACCGUUUUUAUGUCAAUCCUUGCCUUAACUGCUUUAUUUUGUCACAAUAAUGCACUUCUUCAUAUCA